This is a messenger RNA of Cyclopterus lumpus (lumpfish), 885 nucleotides long. It is a transcript of the gene dynlrb1, whose product is annotated as dynein, light chain, roadblock-type 1. The transcript is spliced from 4 exons. The coding region runs from base 123 to 413 and encodes 96 amino acids. Gene Ontology annotation, biological process: microtubule-based movement. The record is from RefSeq and is a predicted model, not a curated record. Gene Ontology annotation, molecular function: dynein intermediate chain binding. Gene Ontology annotation, cellular component: centrosome; cytoplasmic dynein complex; cytoplasm. Lineage: Eukaryota; Metazoa; Chordata; Actinopteri; Perciformes; Cyclopteridae.
CGAGGCACUUGACCCGGAAGUGGACGUCAGUCUUCUCCCAGCAACCCGCCGGAGCCGUUAGCUGCUGUUCUGCGGAGCUCGAAGACUCAUCUCCAACACGGACCCCUCCUCUCAUCGCUGACAUGGCGGAAGUAGAAGAAACCCUGAAGAGGAUCCAGAGCCAGAACGGAGUGCAGGGAAUCAUCAUCGUCAAUUCAGAAGGAAUCCCCAUCAAGACGACUCUGGACAACGCCAGCACGGUUCAGUACGCCGGACUCAUCCACCAGCUGGUGAUGAAGGCCCGGAGCACCGUGAGAGACAUCGACCCCCAGAACGACCUCACCUUCCUCCGCAUCCGCUCCAAGAAGAACGAGAUCAUGAUCGCUCCAGAUAAGGACUAUUUCCUGAUCGUCAUCCAGAACCCGUCGGACUGAAAGAGGAUGUGCAGCCCGACUCGGUUCCCUCUUCGUCUUCAUAUUUAACAGCCAAACGUUCUCUUUGUGUCGCUAAUGAAAGGAACCCGUUCACCAGGAGCUCCUCGCUGUCCCAGGAAGUAACGACAGGAUUUAACAGGCGGAGGAAAUUGAAUCGCAUUUCUUUUUCCGUGUUUUAGCAUUCCAGUGUGGCCUCCUCUGCAUACUGUAUGUUCAUGUCAAUGUUUAUUAUUAUUAUUAUUAUUAUUAUUAUUAUUAUUAUACCGUAACGCUGGACAUGGCUGCACAGUGUGCAAGAGAGAGAGAGAGAGAAAGAAAGAGUUCUUCAGUUCCACCUUUAUAAAAAAAAAAAAAGUUGGGAUUGUUAUUUAUUGUUUUGUUGGCAAAAGAUGUCGAAGUCCAGUAUUUACACUACGAACACGUCUCCGCUCUGAUGGUUGUUUUUAAGGAAUUAAUAAAUGUCUAAAUGUUC